This is a messenger RNA of Miscanthus lutarioriparius, 1215 nucleotides long. The record is from the annotation of a GenBank genome assembly. Lineage: Eukaryota; Viridiplantae; Streptophyta; Magnoliopsida; Poales; Poaceae.
AUGAUGCAGCAGCCGCCGCCACAGCAGCAGCAGCAAUGGGCAAUGGCGCCGCCGCCCCCGCCGCAGUACUACCAGGCGGGGCAUGCCCCGCCGCCGCCCCCGCAGUUCUACCAGGUGGGCCCUCCGCCUCCCGCUAUGUGGGGCCAGCCGCCGCCGCAGGCGGCGCCGGCACCGUCGGGCGGCGGGGCCGGGGACGAGGCCAGGACCCUCUGGAUCGGUGACCUGCAGUACUGGAUGGACGAGAACUACCUCUACAGCUGCUUCUCCCAGGCCGGCGAGGUUAUUUCUGUGAAGAUAAUUCGGAACAAGCAGACUGGGCAACCUGAGGGUUAUGGUUUUAUUGAAUUCGGCAACCAUGCUUUAGCCGAACAAGUUCUGCCGAAUUAUAAUGGUCAAAUGAUGCCUAAUGUAAAUCAACCUUUCAAAUUGAAUUGGGCUACCAGUGGGGCUGGUGAGAAACGUGGAGACGAUGGUUCAGAUUAUACUAUAUUUGUUGGGGACUUGGCCUCGGAUGUUACAGAUUUCAUUCUACAAGAUACGUUCAAGAGUCGUUAUCCAUCAGUUAAGGGUGCAAAAGUUGUCUUUGACAGAACUACUGGCUGUUCGAAAGGCUAUGGCUUUGUUAAGUUUGCAGAUUUGGAUGAACAGACACGAGCAAUGACUGAAAUGAAUGGACAAUACUGUUCGAGCAGGCCCAUGCGCCUUGGACCAGCAUCCAACAAGAAGAAUACUGGUGGACAACAACAGCCAUCGAGUGCUAUUUACCAGAAUACCCAAGGAACUGAUUCUGAUAGCGAUCCAAAUAAUACUACUGUAUUUGUUGGUGGUCUUGAUCCGAGUGCGACUGAUGAUCUUCUGAAGCAAACCUUCAGUCCAUACGGAGAGCUUCUCUAUGUCAAAAUACCUGUAGGAAAGCGUUGUGGAUUUGUCCAAUAUUCUAACAGGGCAUCAGCUGAGGAGGCCAUAAGGGUGCUAAAUGGAAGCCAGCUGGGAGGUCAGAGCAUAAGGCUCUCAUGGGGUCGUAGCCCUGCAAACAAGCAGCCUCAGCAAGAGCAGAACCAAUGGAGUGGUGGCUAUUAUGGGUAUCCCCAAGGAUACGAUCCAUAUGGUUAUGCUCGGCCCCCUCAAGAUCCUACCAUGUACGCCUACACACCAUAUCCAGGGUAUGGAAAUUACCAGCAGCAGCCACCACAGCAGCCCCCACCACAACAGUAA